AUGAUGCGCUCGCUGAAGGACGCGCAGCAGAGCGUGCUCGGCCGCACGCCGCUGCGCUACCAAUUCGAGGUCAUCCCCCACGCCGUCGAGGGCAUACCUGAUGGCGUCGAGGCCGUCAGCCUGGUAUGGGAGAAGGGCUCCAAGCUCUGCUUCACAGACCCGGCGCCCGUGGACCCCGCAACGCGCACCGCCACGUUCAAAGAGGUCAUGCGGCAGUCUCUGAGCCCCAACCCGCGCCUGCAAUUCCAAAUCCACUUGAGCCACCGCUAUGCCACCACGCCUCUUUAA
Monoraphidium neglectum is the source of this 288-nucleotide messenger RNA. RefSeq lists its product as hypothetical. The record is from RefSeq and is a predicted model, not a curated record. NCBI's taxonomy places the organism in Eukaryota, Viridiplantae, Chlorophyta, Chlorophyceae, Sphaeropleales, Selenastraceae. The coding region runs from base 1 to 288 and encodes 95 amino acids. The transcript is spliced from 3 exons.